Molecule: messenger RNA, 1200 nt
Organism: Ambispora gerdemannii
Lineage: Eukaryota; Fungi; Glomeromycota; Glomeromycetes; Archaeosporales; Ambisporaceae
Source: the annotation of a GenBank genome assembly
AUGGCAAACACUCAAUCUAUCGAUUUGUUAAAAGAAUUAAAUUCUAAGCUUUUAACUGAGAUUUCUGAUCUUAGAAAGGAGAAUUCUGACGUCAAGGCCGAGAAUACAAAAUUAAAACAGGCUAUGGAAGAGAAUGCCGAGCUUAAGAGCAGAAUCGAUGAGUUGGAGAAAAAUAGGACAGAUAGUGAUGCCGAGAAUGCUGAACUUAGAGUUAGAGUUGCGAAAUUAGAACAGGAUUUUGGGCAUGUACGAGAAAGUGGCGAUAUUACUAUCGAAGAAGCUGUUGUUAUACCUGAUCCUGUAAAAAACCAGUACAUCAAUGCCAAUUCCAAGACUUUGAAGAAUAUAGAGACAGAUUCUUUCUUAGACUCGGAAUAUAAGAAAAAGGUUAGUAAUGAGAUAAGGCAAUGCAAUAAAGAGAAGAAACUUCUGCGUGAAUCCAUCAGCCAGAACGUUACUUCCGACUCAUCACAUGAUAUAAAAACCGUUAACAUUGUUAACGAUCAAGAUUCAGCGGAGCUGGCACAGCCAAAAUUAUCACAUAAUACAGAAGUCAUUAACAAUAUCUCGCAGGAGCAAGUUCAGAAAAGUAUUAUGAAUUCCACUGAAGAUUUAACCUUAGUAAGCGAAUUCGUACAAGAAGCUAAGAAUCUUACGGAUAAGAUUGCAAGGAGCCAGAUUUAUAAUGAAAUGAGACCAUACCUUACAGGCAUUUCUGAUGGGUAUUUACGUGUAAUGACUUGUAAAGCAAGAAAAAUUAAUAAGUUAUUUGGAUAUGAUUAUGACCCUGUAACUCUGGAAAAAAUUAAUGAUUAUGUGACAUCGAAAACCGUUAACAUUGUUAACGAUCAGAGUCAUAUGACAUCGAAAACCAACCAAACUAUUGCAUCUUCGAAAUCUGAGGUAAGCGUCUCAACUGCGGUGAGUACUCCGGCUAUGAGUCCAGAGUCUUCGACUCAUGAAUUUUCACGUUUAGAACUAAAUUAUAGUAUAGAUAAAGAAGGCGAACAUCAAAAGGAUUGCUACUGGAUCUAUGGUUCACGAAUAUGUCCUAUAUGUGGAAAAAAUCAUUGGUAUCUAAAUGAUUCGGGAGUUCCACUUGACGAGGUACUAGAAGCGUAUUCAGAAAAUUUUGCAUCACCUUUUCCUUGGAACUAUGCUCUUAAAUUUCCUGAUAAAAGCAUAGCAAUGGAGGCAUGA